Molecule: messenger RNA, 1278 nt
Organism: Symbiodinium sp. CCMP2592
Lineage: Eukaryota; Dinophyceae; Suessiales; Symbiodiniaceae
Source: the annotation of a GenBank genome assembly
AUGAGGUUAUUGAAAAAAGUGGGAGACUUGCUGGACACAGCCGAUGAAAAAACAACAGAGGCGAAUCUGGACACAUUGACGAGGCAUGUGGGAGAUGCCUUCGGAGGCAACUCGAACGAGGCAAGUGGACUCAAGCUGGACCUGGGCAUCGUCGAGGGCCUGGCCGACCUCAAAAACCAGAUCGGCACGGACUUGAAGGGCCUGGGCGUGCCGCGCGACAGAGGCACGGAGGUGGACACUGGCGUGAGGUUGGCGGCCUUGAAGGAGCGAGUCGAGGAGCUACACGCCAAGGAGGCCGAGAGAGCAGAACACCGCAGUCGAUUGCAGACACAGGUGCUCGAGGUAGAGCGUGCCAUCAACGAGAGGCGCCGCACAGCGGAGGCGCCCACCACGCGACAACCUGUUCAGGAAUCCCGAUUGGAGGAGCUGAGACGCGAAUUUCACGAUCGUGAGGCACAAGCAUUGCAGCGUGAGGGGUCUAUUGCCGCGACCACCACCCAGAUCGCAGCCAACAAUGAACACCUGACACAGCAGCUCGACUUCUGGAAAGAGAAGGCUAGCCAGCUGUUGGCUUCUCUUGGCUUGGAGACUGUGCCCGAGGAAGUGGAGCACGCAAUUGCUCAGCUGGAAGAAGGUCGUGAGCAGAAUGAAUCAGCUGACCAGGUGAAAUCAACCCCGGCAGCUAGCACAUCAGAUGCCAGCGUUGUGAAGGAGCAUGCGGAUGAGCAAUGUGCAGUGCAGGACUUGGAAGCCAUGCUGGCAGAGUUGAUGCGGAGAUCCGAGGAGAUAAUGGGUCGCGUUGAGCAGCAGCGACACCAAGAACGGGAUUUGCUCUGGCAGCUCGGCAACGCGCAGGAGAUGGCAGCCAAGGAAGCCAAGGCAGUUUCAGAAUGCCAGUCCCAGCUGGAGAUGCGAGAGACAAAGGCACGCUCACAACGAGUGAGUAUGCAAGCGGCUGCCACACCGGCUAGGAUGGACGAAGUUAUGCAGCUGCGAGCUGAGGUGGAGUCUUUGCGUUCAUGCCUUGAGUCCAGUACAAAGGAGCGCAGGAAGCUUGAGGCGCAGCUCGGAAAGCACCGCGCAGCGGCGGCAGCCGACCUGGAGCGAGCAGUACCGUCGUCGACCACAACAUGCUGGACUUGGCUGGAUGUUCCACUCAUGAGGCUGGUAACGCUGCUGGUGAAGUCGACCUGCUUGCGAAGAUCCUUUGCUUUGCACUUGUUGGCCACGUACUCCUGGCUGUUCUUCCUGGUGUUCUGGCUGGAGAAGCACCCAUGA